AUGGACGUCGACGCACCAACAUCGACAUCGGAGCGCACGAGCAGCACGCAGCCGACCGCGCCCAAGGUUUUGGAGGUGCGGCCGUCAAAGCUUGGCCGGAGCCACGGGAAGGCGUGGAAGGGCGAGAAGGAGAGCACGCGGCGCACGAUCAUGGCUCCGGGACUCAAGUCGCCGUUCGCGAAGCGCCUCGAGCAGGACAAGGCGCGGCAGGCCGUCAAGGCUGUUGAGAAGGAGAUGAAGGAUGAGGCGAAGGAGGAGCACGAGCGCAAGGUCGCUGCUAUCCGCGAGCGCCGCCAGCGCAAGGCCGAGAAGGAGCGACUCGAGCAGAUCGCUGCCAAGAUGUCGGCCAAGAAGCUCCAGCGCCUCAGGAAGGUGAGUGUGGUGUGGGAGUGGGAGUGGGCGUGUGCGGUGGCAACCUGGGUGUGCAGCCUAGGUGUACAUACUCCGGCGUUUCCUCCAGGCAGCUACCUACAUGAGCUGGCUUUGAGAACCUCCCGUGCCACUCCCAAUUUAGAGGAUGCUCGCUAACGCCCAGCGCCAGGGCCGGUCGAAGAAGAUCAACGGAUAGACGCUGUACUUGUAUGCAUUAUAGAG
Molecule: messenger RNA, 594 nt
Organism: Cutaneotrichosporon oleaginosum
Lineage: Eukaryota; Fungi; Basidiomycota; Tremellomycetes; Trichosporonales; Trichosporonaceae
Source: RefSeq, a predicted model, not a curated record